Messenger RNA from Brenthis ino (lesser marbled fritillary), 855 nucleotides. The record is from the annotation of a GenBank genome assembly. Lineage: Eukaryota; Metazoa; Arthropoda; Insecta; Lepidoptera; Nymphalidae.
AUGAUUCGCAACGGUUACUCUUGCGUGCCAGUGGCUCUAUCCGAAGGUUUAGACAUCAGGCUAGGGACGGCGGUCUCUGAGAUAUCAUAUGGCGGUCCCGGUGUCACCGUGAAGGCUGUCAACCCGCGUGCCCCAAACCAGCCGCAAACAUUCAAGGGCGACGUGAUCCUGUGCACGCUGCCCCUGGGAGUGCUGAAGGUGGCGGUUGCUAACAACGGCCAGAAUCAGCAGAAUUACGUUAAGUUCGAUCCACCGUUGCCCGAUUGGAAAGUAGCAGCCAUAAAACGCCUCGGCUAUGGAAACCUAAAUAAGGUAGUGCUAUGUUUUGAAAGAACCUUCUGGGACCCGAGCGCCAAUCUCUUUGGACAUGUCGGCACGACUACAGCUAGCAGAGGUGAACUGUUCCUAUUCUGGAAUUUGUAUAGUGCGCCGGUCCUUCUCGCGUUGGUCGCGGGUGAGGCCGCGGCCGUGAUGGAAAACGUCACGGAUGACGUCAUCGUCGGUAGAUGCAUUGCAGUGCUGAAGAGUAUCUUCGGACACGCGGCCGUACCACAGCCUAAAGAAUGUGUCGUGACAAGAUGGCGUGCAGAUCCAUUUGCCCGUGGUUCCUACAGUUUCGUGGCCGUGGGCUCCUCAGGAACGGACUAUGAUCUACUGGCGGCGCCUGUGCCCGACUCAUCUGGAGAGAACAGACUGUUCUUCGCUGGUGAGCACACUAUGCGUAACUAUCCGGCCACAGUGCACGGUGCCUUUCUAUCGGGUCUCCGUGAGGCGGGACGUUUGGCCGAUCUCUUAGUGCCCCAAGCUCCUAUCACUAGUUCUAGCAUUGCUGCGGCCUUGGCGAAUAGCCAUGGC